CGCAUUCCUGCCUGAAGAACGGCGGCGCCCCGAGGGGGCCGUCAGACCAGGAGCGACACAGCUGCUGCGCUCUGCACGCUUUCGCCUGAGCGCUACGGACACAUUUUCAUUCCUUUUUGUACCACUGUUUUUUAAAGGGUUUAUUUUAUACAUAUAUAUAUAUACACACACAUAUAUAUACGCCCUUAUUUAUUCAGGUUUUUUUUGUUUUGCUGGCGCUUUAUAGUUAAGGUUUUUCCCUUGCAAGAAGCAGCAGCGAGAGAAGAGCAUCUCCUUAUUCCGAGGCUUCAGGAGGAAACCUCACUUGCAAGCUCUUGCGGAGAAGGCGCGGCCAGCCCCGCCGCCAAGGACAAAAGAGCAGAGCCGCCGUCCACCCCCGGCACCACCGCCGCCACCAUGAGCAGCGCCGAGAUGGGCAAGUUCAACAUAUCCCCCGACGAGGACAGCAGCAGCUACAGCUCCAACAGCAACGACUUCAGCUACCCCUACCCCACUAAGCCUGCCGCCAUGAAGAGCCACUAUGCGGAUAUUGAUCCAGAAAAUCAAAAUUUCUUGCUUGACUCCAAUGUUGGGAAGAAAAAGUAUGAAACACAAUAUCAUCCAGGUACGACUUCCUUUGGAAUGUCAGUAUUUAAUCUGAGCAAUGCUAUUGUGGGUAGUGGCAUCCUUGGUCUUUCUUUUGCCAUGGCUAACACUGGAAUUGCUCUUUUUAUAAUACUCCUGAUGUUUGUCUCAAUAUUUUCUUUGUAUUCUGUGCAUCUCCUUUUGAAGACAGCCAAUGAAGGAGGAUCUUUAUUGUAUGAACAGUUGGGAAUGAAGGCUUUUGGUAUGGCUGGAAAACUUGCUGCUUCUGGAUCAAUUACAAUGCAAAACAUUGGAGCUAUGUCAAGCUACCUCUUCAUAGUGAAAUAUGAGUUACCAUUGGUCAUCAAGACAUUUAUGAACAUCGAAGAGACUACAGGAGAGUGGUAUCUUAACGGUGACUAUUUAGUGCUGCUGGUGUCUGUCAUCCUCAUUCUUCCACUGUCCUUGCUGAAGAAUUUAGGAUAUUUGGGCUAUACCAGUGGCUUUUCUUUACUUUGCAUGGUCUUCUUCCUGAUCGUUGUAAUUUGGAAGAUGUUUCAGAUUCCUUGUCCUAUGGACAGCAACAUCGUAAACGUGACAUUAAUAAAUGCAACACUGGCACCUUUCGUACAUGAAAACAUAACAAGUGAUGAUAUGUGCAAGCCAAAAUAUUUCAUCUUCAAUUCACAGACUGUCUAUGCUGUCCCAAUCCUAACGUUUUCUUUUGUCUGCCAUCCUGCAAUUCUUCCUAUUUAUGAAGAACUAAAAAGCCGAAGCCGUAAAAGAAUGAUGAAUGUGUCCUAUGUAUCUUUUUUUGCCAUGUUCCUUAUGUAUUUAUUGGCUGCUCUCUUUGGAUACCUGACAUUUUAUGGAAAAGUUGAACCAGAACUGCUUCACACCUACUCUGCUUAUCUGGGUGCUGAUGUUCUUCUUCUAAUUGUGCGUCUCGCUGUCCUUAUGGCUGUAACCCUUACUGUACCUGUAGUUAUUUUCCCAAUCCGCAGUUCGAUUACCCAGCUGCUGUGGGCAGGGAAGGAAUUUAGAUGGUGGCGUCACUGUUCCAUUACAGUUGCUCUUCUGGCUUUUACCAAUGUGCUUGUUAUAUUUGUCCCUACUAUUCGAGACAUCUUUGGAUUCAUUGGUGCAUCUGCAGCUGCCAUGCUGAUCUUUAUACUUCCUUCUGCCUUCUAUAUCAAAUUAGUGAAGAAGGAACCAAUGAAGUCAGUGCAAAAGAUUGGGGCUGCAUUCUUCUUUCUAAGUGGUAUACUUGUGAUGACUGGCUGCAUGACACUGAUUAUUCUAGACUGGACCCAGAAUGUUGCAUCUAAUGGCCAUUAACUGUCCUGGUUUAAUCUCUUAAUACUCCACUUCAAAUGCCAGUGUUCACUCAGAUACCUACUGAGAAUGAAAAUGAGCUAUUCAGCUUCCUUUAAAAUGCAGAUUCUUUGUUGAUGGUUCUUCUGAUUGUAGAAUACUUGAACUCUGUCUUUAAGAAACUAUUCUGCAUGAUGGAAGUGGAUAUUGACAUCAAACCACGUGAGUGUCUGGCUGAAGGAAGUGACAACUUUAUUCCAUUCCAGAGAAUGGACACAACUCUCUGUAGACUUUUAUCAAGCCAUGUUUGGCUUCUGUCAUUGUUACUUGGAUAUUUUGUUAUUUUACUUGAAUGUGCCUAAUGGAACCAUUUGAUGUGAGACAAAACUUUAAUUUACAGCAAAGUGUUUAAAUACCAAUGAGAGAGAGAGAGAAACACUAUUAUUUUUUGUACCAAAAAUUCUUACGGACCUCAAAAGCACUAUUUUGACUUUAAGAAACAUUUUUCUAAAAAGUAUGAAAGAAUUACACAGAAGAGCUCAUAAAAAUAUUUAAUCAUUGUCCUAAAUUAAAUCUAAUUUACCUUUAUGUAGAGGCAUAAUUAGAAGAAAAUUUAUUUUAAAAAAAUACCUCUAAUGACCAAAACAUAAAAUGAACCAAUUCCAAGUCAAAAUUCUCUUAAUUAUAAAUGCUUCCCAUGAAAUUCACUUGGUUCAAAGUCAAGUGAAAAUAAUCCUGAAAAUAAUUUACCUGUUUAUUUAAGUAACCACAGUUACUGUAGUAUCCAAAAAUGGUGUGGAAACCCAAAUUUUCAAGCUUUAAAGAAAACACCUUUUAGAACUGGUGUGUUUGACAUAAACAGUUAAUCUAAACAUUGUAAAGGUGGUGGUAACAUUUCCUUCUUGAGGUACUCAAUAGUGCAAUUGAGUAAACAGGGUUUGGGGGUUUCUGCUUUUUUGUUGGGUUUUGGGUGGGGUUUAUUUUUGUUGUUUGGGAUUUUUUUUUGUUACUUUUUUUCCCCCUCCUGUUGUAGAUACAAACUGAAUGGCACUGAAGCAUAUGAUGCCAAUAAUAUAAACUCCAUCCUGGAGUUCUCUUUACUGAUAAGGUCCAUUGUCAGUUGUAGCAAUAUUUGUUGCGUUGGUUUUGGGUUGGUUUUUGGGGUUUUUUUUGUCCAAUCUAUCUUGAAACACUCUGUAGGAAACCAGAAAGGUCCUAAUGUAGUUUACUAGUUGUAUGAUAUUCAAAAAUUGUACAGUAUUUCUUCAAUUACUCAUCCAUUUUUGGAUUUUGAAUUACUUGACUAUUCUGUUUCUGAGUCAAAUACACAAACCAACAGCACCGGUAUUUCAUGCUUGGUACAAACUCUCUUCACGUAUGCAACUGGGAUUCCUCUUCCAAUUUAUACUGUAUAGUAGUAUUAAAGAUAACCUCAUAGGCUGGAUAGUCAUCUCAUACUUGUUUGCUUCAGAAAUAGGUAAGUUUUCUUAUGAGCCCUAGCUAGCUGAUGAAGCAGGUGCUGUAUGAUUGUGAUUAGCUGUUUUUGUUUCUAGUGCAUGUUUACUCUUUCAUUCUUAUCCCAGGUUGAAGAGAAUUAACACUCAUAUAACAGUGUACUUGGCUUAUAAGAGGUUCUCAAAUACCACAAUACUGAGUACAAAAGCCUAGAUAGAGAUUACUAAAGAAAUAAUCAUGGCAAUGUGGUCAGCUGUUCUUAUCUGACAUGAUGCAUUCAAAAUCUGAUAGACAAAGUUCCACUUGGUCAUUGUGUCAGAAGGAACAAAUAGGGGCCUGUAAUUAAUUGAUUAAACAGUGCCUGAGAUUUUUUUAAAUUAUUAUUUUGUAGAAUUAAUCAGGAACAAAUCUAGAUAAUGGUCACUCCUUGGCAGAAAAUGUCAAUCUCUGCCCAGCCAUUUAAAAUCUAUGAAAAAAGUGCAGGUAUUUUGUACUGAUGCUUCUGCAUGACUGUAAGUACUGGUCACUAGGCCUGUAGUGUAAAACUGUAAUGAGAAGUUAGAUUCCUCUUGUGUUGUUUAUAUUGUUAGUUCAGUGGUACUCAACUGGCAAUUUAACGAUCCUGGAGUCAGCACUGAUGAACACCUCUUAGGUACUUCUCUGCCUCAGGUACUGUACAUCCAUGGCUAACUAUCCCAUGUUACCUGAUCUCCACAGAAGUGCUGAGUGUGUGCCUUCUCAGUACUUUGGCAGCUUUUCUUCUUCCUCACCAGAAGUGUAAAAAGGUGGAAGAGGAUUAAAAUGUUGUCUACCUUUGAGCAAUUUGUAGCACAUAAGGGAUGAAGCAUUUCCCUUGCCAGUAUUUAAAAUGAAAGGAAGUGAGAAUCAGCCUCCUUUCCUGCAGAAACCAUACAAGAGGAAGGAGGUAUGAAUGAGAAGUUACUACACACUCCUCAGCAGCCAGAGAGGAGCAACAUAUUUGUGAUGACGCCUCAUAAUGUACCAUACAUGUCACUUAAUUCUCUGAAUGUAGCAAUUUCCAGAUUUUACAUUAUGUGUCUUGAUGACUGAUUCUCCACCUGCAACAGUUGAGUUCCACUUGGCUGGGUUGAUUUCCAACAUUUGUUUGGGUUUUUUUUUUUCCAAAACCUGUCUGUGAAGUUACCAACAUGACAAACCACCCAAAAGAGCAGCUUCAGUAUUAAACCACUGUUUUGUCACCUCAGUUAGACAUCACUGUCUUCCAUGAUAUUUCAGUCAUAAAUGUAACAUGUUAUUUAUAAAACAUUAAUCCAUUAAAACUAAACCUAUUUUUCAAUAUUUAUGAUAGUCUAUGUACAUAAAUUGUAUGUGUGUAUAUACUGUAAGUAUAAUGUAUAUAAUGUAGGUUUGGAAUCCAGGAUUUAUGUAUAUAUUCCUCUCUCGUUACUGAUUGUUACAUCAUUUCAAGGAGUGGUUCAUGUUGUACAUCUGUGUUACAACUGUCAAAGGAAAGGUUCUUCUGCAGCAAAGAUGUAACGCUUACAAAGAUGGAAGAAAUGUGUUACACCUAAGGUGUGUUUAAAAAAAAAGAAAGCUAAGAUUGUAUUUAUUACAAAUGUAUAUGUUGCAAUAAACACAGGAGUCACUUGGGUCCAUAAAAAGCAUCAUUCAGGUUCAUGUAAUACCUUCCUUCUAAAAUUUACUGUGGAUGUUGCGAUAUCCUGACUGGCAACUUAACAACUUCUGCCAUCUGACGUAUUUGUUAGGCCACCAAAUAUGGACAUCCUGGGGUAGCUCUGUGUACAUAUGUAAAUACUCACUGUAUGGAUUGAGGCCAACAGUCUGGCUACAGUUGUUGGCAAGGAGUGCAACACAGUUUCAAUGAAACAUUGUAUGUUUUAACUGAAAUAAAUAGAUAAUCCUAAA
This is a messenger RNA of Pogoniulus pusillus (Red-fronted tinkerbird), 5241 nucleotides long. RefSeq names its product solute carrier family 38 member 2 (gene SLC38A2). Gene Ontology annotation, biological process: amino acid transmembrane transport; L-glutamine transport. The transcript has 16 exons. The record is from RefSeq and is a predicted model, not a curated record. Gene Ontology annotation, molecular function: L-glutamine transmembrane transporter activity. The coding region runs from base 397 to 1902 and encodes 501 amino acids. Gene Ontology annotation, cellular component: plasma membrane. NCBI's taxonomy places the organism in Eukaryota, Metazoa, Chordata, Aves, Piciformes, Lybiidae.